GGAGGGAGGGAGGUUGUGGGAGGAGGACUUUUACAGCUUAGUCGGUGGAGGCCCACGUGGAAUUUGAGCCCAGGGGUGGAGUUUGGAGGCUUGGGAGGGGUGGCCGAGGCAUUCCAUGUGACGGAGGGCAGGGCUUGGGGAGGGGAGGCAGGCAGGGUCUGAGGACCUGCUCUAAGAGCCAUUGGAGGAAAGGGAAGAUCCUGCCUCGGGUUUCAGCGGGACUGGGCAGGGCGGGGCUCUUGGACUGGAAAGACCCACCCAGAGUGGGCUGGCUGGGACAGGGUGCCUUCGGAGCUGAGAUCGAGCUGCCUUCUUUUGGAGCUGUGUUUACUCUGAUUUCCCUUGGGGGUGAGAUCACUCUACCUUUUUCCUUUGGAGCUGAGAUCCCUCUGCCUUCCAUAAGCCAGCUCUGUGCGUGCAGGUCCAAGGUUGGGGUGUGUGCCCUGAGGGCAGGGACCUCACUCCCUGUAAAUCCCUGUAGGCCAGCCUCCUGGCAGGGAAGAGAAAGGAAAGACCUCUGCCCCUCUGGGAUCCUUCAGCCUCCCCAGCUCAGCCUGCAGAGGACCAAGGCCUGACCCAGCAGGGAGCCCGGAGCCAGAGGGAAUGGCCCCUGGGAGCCGAAGACCCCCAGCCCAGGAGUUGGUGACACUCAAGGAUGUGAUUGUGGACUUCACCCCGGAAGAGUGGGGCCUCUUGGACCGUUCUCAGAAAGAGCUGUACAAGGAGGUCACACUGGAGAAUGCCCAGAACUUGCUGUCUCUGAGACUUCCAGUUCCCAGGGAAGGUUUGAUCUCCCAUUUUGAGGAAGGGGAAACACCGUGGAUGCUAGAGCUAGAAGACCCCAGAACCUCCUGUCCAGAUGAAGAGGCCAGGCUUGAAAUAAGGAAGACUACUUCAGAGCUGAGCGUUUCUGUGGAAGAAUCACAACAGCAAAGAUUCAUGAAUGAUGAUCACUGUGAUAUCAAUGUGAGAGAAGUGUGUGACUCUCAUAUCAAGAUAAGGAAAAAACAAAAGAGUCACUCUGAAUUGGAUAAAGGUGGAAAGAGGUUCAGACAAUGUUCAGUCCUAAUUCACCAUAAGAAAGUGACCUUGGGGAAUGACUGUUCUCAGGAUAAUAAAUAUAGAGAAUGCUUUACGAAACAGACAGGGGUUGUUGAGUCUCAUAAGAAGCCUCUGGAAAUGCAAACUUAUCAAUGUAAUCACUGUGAGGUGGCCUUCAGCUUGAAUUCAGACCUAAUUAGGCAUCAGAAAAGUCAUACUAGAGAAAUGCUGCAUAUAUGUAAUGAAGGCAAAAAGGUCAUCAGUCAUAAUUCAAAGCUAACUGACCAUCAGAAAAUUCACAAUGAAAAGAAGUAUUAUGAAUGUAAUGAAUGUGGCAAAGCCUUUAAGCGACAGUCAUCCCUUAUCCGCCAUCAGAAAUUUCAUACUAGUGAAAAGCUACAUAAAUGUAUGCAAUGCAAACAGGCCUUCAGGCAGCAGUCAUCCCUUAUUUCCCAUCAAACAAUUCAUACUAGAGAGAAAUCUCAUGUGUGUUGUGAAUGUGGUAAAGCUUUCAGUGAAAACUCAUCCCUUAUUGUACAUCAGAGAAGCCACACUGGAAAGAAACAUUAUGCAUGUAAUCAAUGUGGAAAGACUUUCAGACAGAGCUCUAGUCUUGCUGCACAUCAGAGAAUCCACACUGGAGAGAGACCUUAUGAAUGUAAUCAGUGUGGAAAGACUUUCACACAGAGGGCCAGUCUUGCUGUACAUCAGAGAAUCCACACUGGAGAAAAACCUUACGAGUGUAAUCAAUGUGGAAAGUCUUUCAGAUGCAGCUCCAGUCUUGCUCAACAUGAGAGAAUCCACACUGGAGAAAAACCUUAUGAAUGUAAUAGAUGUGGAAGGGCUUUCAGUUGUAGAUCCAGUUUUGCUAAACAUCAGAGAAUCCACACUGGAGAGAAACCUUAUGAAUGUGAGGAAUGUAGAAAGACUUUUAGAUUCCACUCCAGUCUUGCUAAACAUCAGAGAAUCCACACUGGAGAAAAACCUUAUAAAUGUAUGCAAUGUGGAAAGACUUUUGGACAGAGCUUCAGUUUUGCUGAACAUCAGAGAAUCCACACUGGAGAGAAACCUUAUGAAUGCAGCCAAUGUGGAAAGACUUUCAGACAGAGGUCCAGUUUUGCCGAACAUCAGAAAAUCCACACUCGAGAGAAGCCUCAUGAAUCUCAUGAAGCUGGAAAGGCUUUCAGAUGCAGCUCCAGUCUUGCUGAACAUCAGACAAUCCACAAUGAAGAGAAACCUUAUGAAUGUAACAAAUGUGGAAAGACUUUCAGAUUUAACUCCAGACUUGCUGUACAUCAGAGAAUCCACACUAGAGAAAAACCUUAUGAAUGUAAUCAAUGUGGAAAGACUUUCAGAUGCAGCUCCAAUCUUGCUGAACAUCAGAGAAUACACACUGGAGAGAAACCUUAUGAAUGUAAUGAAUGUGGAAAGACUUUCAGAUUUAAGUCCAGACUUGUUCUACAUCAGAGAACCCACAAUGGAGAAAAGCCUUAUAAAUGUAUUGAAUGUGGAAAGAGUUUCAUAAGGAACUCCAGUCUUGCUAAUCAUCAGAGAAUCCACACUGGAGAGAAACCUUAUGAAUGUAAUCAAUGUGGAAAGACUUUCAGAUGCAGCUCCAAUCUUAUUGAACAUGAGAGAAUCCAUGGAGAGAAGCCUUAUUACUGUAAUCUAUGUGGAAAGACUUUCAGACGCAGCUCCAAUCUUGCUGAUCAUCAGAGAAUCCACACUGGAAAGAAACCUCGUGAAUACAAGUAAUGCCGUAAAGCCAUCUGGUAACAUUCAUCCCAUAUUUCCCAUCGGAGAAUUCAUACUAGAUUGAAAUCUUAUCAGUAUAAUGAAUGGGGAAAGGCAUUCAAGUGGAAUGUAGAGCUUGUUUAAUACCCGAAAAUUCAUUCUGGGGACAAACUCAAUAUGGGCUCAAUGUGGGAAGACCUUUAGUCAGAGAUCAUAUCUUACUUUACAUCAGAGGAUUCAUAGUAGAGAAAAACUAUGAAUGUGCUCAGUGGUGACAUGCAUAUUGCUAAAGAGGGUUGUCCUUAGACACCAGAAUAUUCACACUGAAAGGAAGCAUUACAGAAGCAAUGAUUGUGGGAAAGCCUUGACAUAAAGCUCAUACUUGACCACAUAUUGGAGAAAUGCUAUAGGUAAAGCUUAUGGAAUAAUUAACAAGGGAAGAUCUCUUGCUUCAGCACAGACCUAAUUACACAUCCCAGAUUUCAUAUUAUGAAAUCUAUAAUGAAAUUUUUUUUGAAAUACUAUUGUUUUUCAGUACUCCUCAGUAAUAUUCUACAGCAUUCAAGCACUGUAACUUCAUCAGCCAUUCUCCAGUUGAUCGAUACUUAACUUGUUUCCUGCUCUUUGUUGACACAAAAGAUUCUGGUAUAAAUAUUUCAGUAACUGUUGGACAUUUAUUUCUUUAGGCUGGUAGGUGGCAGACCUGAGUUCAAAUUCAGUCUCUGACAUUUUCUAGCCAUGUGACUCUGGGCAAUUGCGUCAGUUUUCCCC
Messenger RNA from Vombatus ursinus (common wombat), 3546 nucleotides. Its product is annotated as zinc finger protein 883-like. Gene Ontology annotation, biological process: regulation of transcription by RNA polymerase II. Gene Ontology annotation, cellular component: nucleus. The transcript is spliced from 5 exons. The coding region runs from base 604 to 2796 and encodes 730 amino acids. Gene Ontology annotation, molecular function: RNA polymerase II transcription regulatory region sequence-specific DNA binding; DNA-binding transcription factor activity, RNA polymerase II-specific. NCBI's taxonomy places the organism in Eukaryota, Metazoa, Chordata, Mammalia, Diprotodontia, Vombatidae. The record is from RefSeq and is a predicted model, not a curated record.